Molecule: messenger RNA, 2751 nt
Organism: Trichoplax adhaerens
Lineage: Eukaryota; Metazoa; Placozoa; Uniplacotomia; Trichoplacea; Trichoplacidae
Exons: 4
Coding region: 1-2751 (916 amino acids)
Molecular function (GO): protein binding
Source: RefSeq, a predicted model, not a curated record
AUGGCUAGGCAGAUUGGUAUGGUAUUUUUGCGUCCGUCUAGAUUGCGUAUAGGUUUUCUUUUACUGAAGCCUAACAUCCUCUUCAGUCAAGAAAUUCGACUAGUUAAUACAAGUACUAAUGGCCAAAGCAUGAUCAGUAAAUACAUGGACAGAGCUCGCAAUGUUUUCAAUGAGCCUUUCGUUAAAAUAUCAUUGAUGGCUCUAGCUGCGGUUAUGUCAGCUACAGCUCUAUAUGAAUAUUUAUAUCAUGGCCCAGCUAAAAAGAAGAAUAAGUUAGGAAUUCAAAUUUUACCAGCUUCACCAAAUCAUUUCUGUAUCGAGAGAAACGAAUAUAUUUCACACUUGGAAAGCGAGUGUGGAAGUCUUCUUCGCUCGCUCUUCUUUAAGGAUAUAAAAACGAUAUUUCUAACUGGCCUAACAGCAAGUGGGAAAAGUCAGAUUGCUAGAUUCUAUGCUGAGAAGUAUUCUAAGAAAUUUAGGUUUCCAGUAAUAAAGCCUCCGGUUAUUGCAACUCUUUCUGGUAAUAGUAUAGAAGAUUACUUAUCAUCAAUAAGAUCAUUAGCAAUUGAAUUGGGAUCUACGCCCUCAGAAUGGUCACGAGAAUCUGACAAUGGUAUUUUAUUCUCAAACCUUCCCGUUCCGCGUCAAAUAGAAAUUCUUGUGGAAGAAGUUUCUCAGAAGUUAAAAAUGGCUGGUAGAUGGUUAUUAAUUAUUGAUGAUCUAAAGUCUGAUUGUGGUAUAAAGCAAGCGUGGUGGCCACAACCCGACCAAGAUAAUAUUUGGGGUAAAGGUUGCGUUUUAAUAACAUGUGAAGAAGCAUUAACGCCUAAGGUUAUCGAACAGACUUACAAAGCAUCAAGAAUUCUGAAUGUAGACAAAAAGUUAACGGAGUCGGAGGCACUGUCCUUAUUACAUCAAAUGAAUGAAGAUAAAGUUUCUGCCAACGCGGCUACGUUAGUGAAUGAAUUGCUGUAUUCGCCUUUAGCUAUAUCUCUUGCUGCCAGUUACAUAAAAUCCAAAAAUGAAAACACAGCACAAGAUAGUAUAUAUGACUGCAGCAAUUUUAUUGAGGAAUUUAAAGCGAUAAAAUCCGAUAUUUUACGACACUGGAACAGUGAUCGGCUCGAAAAUAACGCAUCUUUUACUGAUAAAAUUGUUGCUAGUAUGUGCCUUCAGCAAUAUGGUAAAGCUGAUUCACAGAUGCACUCCACAUUUGAUAUUUUGGGUGCGCUAGAACCUAGAAGACCCAUUCCAAUGGCUAUGGUAGAAACUUUCAUAAGAGACAAUGAAGUUCUGAACUUUAGGCUUAAGUCACGUACAACUAAAUUAGAUACCACUAAUAGUGACCUUAAGUCAUUAGAAGUUACCCCACCAGGAGAACAAAUAUCGAGUAUUGAAAAUAUAGAUAAUUCAGAAAAUGAAGACUCAGACGACUCUGGUGUAAUUCGUACUUUCAUUACUAAAGGGAAGGAAAUUUAUCGUACUUAUUUCUCAAAUCCAUCUUCAAAUAACGGAGAUAAGAACCCAAAAGAGAUUCAAGAUGACAGUAGUCCUAUUUAUCGGUGUCCUUUACUCUCAUGUAACUUAAAUGGCGACAUUAAAACGGUAUCUAUUCAUCCUGUAAUACACUCUGUUAUGCAAAAAUGGUAUUUUCUAAUGACUAUACCAAUAAUGGAAAAACUAUAUGUAUCUGAACAAAGAGUUGAAAGUAAAAGUUCGUGGUUUGGCCAAAUUAAAAAAUUUGAUGAAACUGCGUGCCUAGAAGGGUAUCGUGGAAGAUUAUGCGAUCAAUUCAAUUUAAAAUUAGAACCAUCUAAUUAUGACGAACUUCGUAAUGUGACUGAUCAAACUAAUUUAAUACAUAAAUUAGUAACAGCAUCGAACAUGUUGCACACACCUUAUAGCAAAGCACAACAGUAUUCUCUGCUACGUCGUAUCGGUAAAUCUGCUAUAACUGUCACGAAAAAUCGCCGUUCGGAAAUUGUAUAUCGUAAAUCAUGUAAGUUACUUCUUCCACAUUUCGCUUAUCUGAUGAGACAUCUACAGGUGGUCGAUUUAAAGAAUUUCUCAGAAUUGUUAGAUAUAGUAGCUAUGAUUCAUUCAGAUGUAUUAAGUGAGGACUUACGCAGCGUUGAAAUGUUUAAAAAUUCAUUACUUAUAAAAAGGAAAAUACAUGGAGAUAAACAUUACGAAACUGCUCACACUUUAACUCUUUUAGGAAUAGUUCUGAAUUCCCUUAAUAGAUUGGAUGAUAGCAAAACAACUUUGGAAGAAGCUUUAUCAAUCUACAAUUCGUUACCCACCAAAAAGAUGCCGGACCCACAACAUGUCCGAAACCUUGCUACUACUCUAUCUACGCUAGGUGUCGUUUGUAGCAAUUUAGGAGAACAUAAGCGCAGUCGUGACUUACUAGAACGUGCUCUAUCCUUAAUGCAAUCCAUUCAACCCCAGAAUGCACUCGGUUUGGCAAACGACGAAAUAUUUAAUCAUGCCGCUGAUGUAGCGACAAUGUUAACAGAUAUUGGCCAUUCAUACUUACUUAAUGGUGAAACAAGCUAUGGCCAUCGACUGUUGCAAUUUGCACUAAAUAUUCAUCAAAAUAUCCAUGGCGAAGAACAUUAUGAAGUAGUUCGAACCUUAACGGUCCUAAGUAUAGCUCAAAUGAUCCAAGGGUUUCAUGAAGAUAGCAGAAAAUCUCGUGAUCGUGCAGGGGCUAUUCGAGGAUCUUUGAAUGCUAACGUUUUAGUCUAA